AAUUGGAGCGAUGACCACGAGAGACGAACGAAAAUCGGAGAGAGCUUUGGGGACGACGGAGAGAGAGAACGACACAGCGAUCAGUUUUUGGACGAAUGUUGACGAGAGCGGUCAUAAAGCACCAAGCAUCUGAAACACGAGACAGCAGUAAAAAAAAGAGAUAAUAAAAAAAAGGAAAAUGAAAAAAACGAAUGUUGAAAUUGGCGAAGACAGUUGCGGAUAUCACGACAAUGGCGCAAACCACGCUCCCAGAUCGAAGCCCAAUAAAGGAAACAAGUUGCGGAAGGCGCUAAAGUUGGAGAGAAAAAGAAAUAUGCUACUAGUCGCUAAACUCCAGAAGAUGAAGUUUAAGAACAAUCGACUGCAGAGAGCUAUGCCGUUUGAGGAAAGCAUUGACAUGGAACCACGACACUCGACCGCAAUUGACAUAUCGAGCAAUGACAGCUCCACACUAGCUAUUUCAAUGAACUCACUUUCUGCGGUAUCUAUAAACAUUCCGGAAUGUAAACCGCUCGAUAUAAAGGACGAGAUUGAUCGCAAAUCUUUUGAAAAUUGGAAAGAUUUAUUAGAGGCAUCCAUGGAGCUCGCCGGCAUCACAGACGAACACACUAAAAACAACGUCUUUAAGGUAAAGGCCGGACCAUUACUACUGGAAACCUUGGGAGGAACACCAACCCUAGCAUUCCCCGACGUAGCUAUUGCACCAUACUCAAACGCAAUGAAACGGUUGAAAGAUCUGUUUGGAUCCCGGGAAUAUCGUCUAGUACAGCGUCAAAAGUUUAGAUCCUUGACUCAAGGUGCAGAUGAAUCUGACUUAAAAUACGUAAAGCGCGUGAUAGCUUCAGCCAAGCUGUGCGAUUUCGAUGAAGAAAAGUUAACGGAGAACGUGACUGAAGUUCUUCAACUACAUGCACUAAACUCUAAAGUCCGGGAAGCGGGUCGUAAGGUUAUGCGCAAGGGAGGUACUUUAACGGCACUUGUGGAUAAGAUCAGAGGUUACGAGUUGGACAAAACGAACGAAGAAAUCUUCAAGAAGACGCAUCAACCGGAAGCGGAAGCCAUAGUAGCGGCGGUUACACGCGGACGGGUAGAAACUGAUUCCUCCGCACGGCACCCUUCAGGUCUACGUGGAAAAAGUAUUGAAUACCAAGGACGGCCAAAUUGGAGAAAUUUUAGAGAUAACGGAAAUAACUAUGAACGGGUUAGUACAAGGGCGGUAAAUAAGAUUGUGCCUUGUUGGAGAUGCACCAGCCGUUUACACGUGUCGUCUAAAUGCCAUGCUGUGGACAAGGUUUGUCGUAACUGCCAUAAAACGGGCCAUAUCGAACGCGCUUGUCGAAUAACGCCAAUCCCUAACACACUUAAGCGUCGGGUCAGUCGAGAAGACGAGAGAUCGGCAAAAUCUGGCAAAAUUGCCACGUUGGCAAAAGAGGAGGACGGAAAAGAUGACACAAAUAUCGUUGUCGAACAGAUGGCAGUAACUGUAAAUGGUGGUCACCAAACGGAAAUACUUAGUGAAUACAUCGUCGGUCGUAUAGCAAAUUCUACGUCGGUGGUUUUUCUGAUCGAUUCAGGAGCAGAGGUCAACACCGUUAACGAAAGUAUCUUUGAUAAGCUUUAUAAUGAUGAAACUUCCAAGAAACACAUAUAUUGUGUAUCAGAAGGUACCGAUAAACCGCUUCGCGCGUACGCCAGCCCGGGCGAGAUAAACGUUGUAGGAACUUUCGUUACGGAGCUUUUUAUUUCCGAGGAAAGGCCGUGUUUUUUCGAAAAAUUUUAUAUUAUCAAAGGCGGCAAGCCUUUACUUGGAAGGGAUACAGCCCUUCGGUACAGUGUGUUGCAGUUAGGACUCAACGUCGUAGUCGAUCGUGGGGACGAUUACCAAGGUAGUGUUGUUAGAUUUCCAGGCGAAAUUUUAGCAGUAGCGACAAAGAAAGAAUUCCCAAAAUUCAAUGUUCCCCCGGUAAUUUUGUCGUAUGACAUUACCAAGCCACCAUCUCGCAAAAUAUUAACGAACAUUCCAUUGCCAUUUCGAGAGGAGACCGAACGUAGGCUACAGGAUCUUUUAGAUACAGGGAUUAUAGAGCUCGUUACGGAUUCAAUGGAUAGGUCAUUCUGCUCUUCUUUACUAGUCGUCCCAAAAGGUAAAGACGAUAUACGGCUAGUAGUGGAUCUAAGGGGCCCUAAUAAAUGUAUUAUACGCACACCUUUUAGUAUGCCAAAUUUGGAGGAAAUUCUGGCCGACCUUCAUGGUGCCAAAUAUUUUUCUACUAUCGAUCUUACAAGUGCGUUCUUCCAUGUAGAAAUCGCAAAACAAUCGCGGCAUCUUACAAAUUUUUUUGCCGGAAAUGCUACUUACCGGUUCAAACGUCUACCAUUUGGUUUGUGCAACGCCCCUGACAUCUUUCAGGAAAUAUUACAAACAAAAAUAUUGUUGGGCUGUAGUGGACAAAAAUGUUACUUGGAUGAUAUUUUAAUACACGGUAAAACGAAAGAAGAACAUGAUAAAAACCUGAAAGCAGUUCUGGAUCGACUACAAAAUCAUAAUGUACGUAUUAACAACGACAAAUGCGUCUUCGGAAAAAAACAAGUAAAGUUUGUAGGUUUUUUUUAUGUCAGACAAGGGAAUGCGUGUCGAAGACGAAAAACUAAAAGCAGUUAGGAACUUCCGUCGACCGAAGACUGUGCUCGAAGUCAAAAGUUUCUUAGGAUUUAUGAAUUUUUCAGAGCGUUUCAUUUACAUGCGAGCAGACAAGACGAAACAUUUACGCGAGCUAGCAAAGUCGGAAUCAUUUUACUGGACAGAAUCAGAGGAGGAUGAAUUUGUUUACCUUAAGCACGAAGCGUUGAAGUCAAUUUCUAGAUUAGGAUACUUUAGCUACAAAGAUGAGACUGAGCUCUACGUAGACGCUUCUCCGGUAGGUUUAGGAGCGGCCCUGGUGCAAUUCGAUACUGAUAGUAAGCCACGAAUAAUUGCAUGCGCAUCAAAAGCUUUAACUAGAACCGAACAAAAGUAUCCUCAGACACAGAGAGAGGCAUUGGCGAUAGUUUGGGGAGUAGAGCGAUUCUCAUUCUAUUUAACAAGCAAAACGUUUACCAUUCGGUCGGACUCCGAGGCAAAUGAAUUUAUCUUUGGCGAAAGUUGCAGGCAAAGUAAGCGAGCGGUUACGAGGGCAGAAGCUUGGGCGUUGAGACUGCAAGCUUACGACUUUACGGUGAAGCGUAUUCCAAGCCACUUAAAUAUGGCAGAUGCUUUAUCGCGUUUGUUAGCUAAAACAGAGGAAGAUGAACCAUUCGACGAAGAUGACGAAAAACAUGUUCUGUAUACUUUAGGGGGAGGUCUUAUUAGCGUUUCUUGGAGGGACAUCGAGGAGGCGUCAGAAAGGGACUUGGAACUUGACGCAGUAAGAAUAGCAAUUAGAUCUGGAAGUUGGCCUGACAAUAUUCGAAGGUACGAAGCAGAAAGGAAAUCCAUUCGUUCUCUGGGAUCACUGAUCUUCAAGGACGAUAAGGUAAUACCACCAACUGAAUUAAGAUCAGAAAUAAUGCAAAUUGCUCAUAAAGGUCAUAUAGGUAUCUCGGCUGUGAAACGCAUUUUGAGAGAAUAUUUUUGGUGGCUUAACAUGAGUAUGGACGUUGAAAACUUUGUGA
Anopheles merus is the source of this 3651-nucleotide messenger RNA. RefSeq lists its product as uncharacterized. The transcript is spliced from 3 exons. Gene Ontology annotation, molecular function: zinc ion binding; nucleic acid binding. Lineage: Eukaryota; Metazoa; Arthropoda; Insecta; Diptera; Culicidae. The coding region runs from base 179 to 2662 and encodes 827 amino acids. The record is from RefSeq and is a predicted model, not a curated record.